AUGGUACGUCACCGUCUGGUCUUAGGUCUUCCAGAGUCGCUUGCCCCGCUUCCUCGCUCGCCUGCGCCGCUGUGCACUCCUUGCGUCGAGGGUUGGCAGUGCGCUGCCCCUCACUCCUCCUCGUUCCCCCUCACCACGGCUCCCUUCCAGACACUGCACUUGGACGUCUGGGGCCCCUCCCCGGUCCGUGGCCCACGUCAGGAGCGCUACUUCCUGAUCGUGGUGGACGACUACUCCCGCUACACCACGUCUUACACGCUACCAGACUCGCCGCAGCAGAACGGGGUAGCCGAGCGACGCAUCGGCCUGGUCAUGGAGGUUGCCCGGACCUCCAUGUGCCAUGCCGGUGCCCCCCAGUUCCUGUGGCCUCAGGCAGUCCGCUACGCCGCGCACCAGCUGAACCUGUGGCCUAGUGACGCACGGCCACGGGUGACGCCAGUCUCCCUUUGGACAGGUUCUCCGGGUGUAGCAGCUGACUACCGCGUCUGGGGUUCCCUGGCCCACGUUCGCGCCCCUGGCGUGAACAAGUUGUCUCCGCGCACCCAUGCCUGCAUCUUCCUUGGCUUCCCGCUCGACACCAGCGGCUGGCAGUUCUACGACCCGGUUACCUGUCAGCUCUUCAGUUCCCAGGACGUCACUUUCGACGAGUCGGUCAGUUACUACAGGAGUCGCCCCCACCGAGGUUCUGAGGCCUUUUCCCCCCCGCUGUUCCUCACUCUUGAGCCCCCCCCAGUCGUCGCGGUAGCCCCACCCCCUUCGCGGCCUGCCCCGUCAGGUGUGUCGCACGUCACUCCGCAGUCGUCCCCCCCGCAGCGUCCAGUCCCUCUCGUGUCUGGGGGUGCAGGAGGGGUAGUUGCGGAGAGUGAGGGUACUGGGGCUGCUGGAGCCCGUGGUGCCGGCUUUGGGGGUGCAGGGGGUGUGAGAGAGGAGACCACUCCUGAGGAGGACACGGCUGCACUGGAGUCCCUGGGGGUGUAG
Messenger RNA from Closterium sp. Naga37s-1, 978 nucleotides. Lineage: Eukaryota; Viridiplantae; Streptophyta; Zygnematophyceae; Desmidiales; Closteriaceae. The record is from the annotation of a GenBank genome assembly.